GUGGGUGUAUGUAGGCAUCUGUCCUCAGUUUCUUGUCAGCACAGUUGUGCUUGGAGUGCACUGAAGCCUCGUGCCACAAGUUACUGCUUGCUGGUGCCAAGCAGUGCUGUAGGCAGCUUAUGCUGUUUGAGAAUGGUAGUGUGCACUGGAAGUGCAGAGACAUGAGCAGAAUAAGGCAAACCCACAUAAACUAAAACAGCCCCACUCCCUCCCCUGUCCUUCAGAAGCUGCCUUUUGAAGACUUUUAACUCUCUAGCUGGGUACUUCAUGCAUGUUUUUAGUGGGUGAACAGCAUGCAGUGUUCCUGGUCUCCAGACCCUGGGGUCUUGUAUGUGCCUGCAAACACAGUCUUGUGCUGGGCUGAAAGAAACACUGUGAGCCUGCUGUUGUGGCCACUUCAGAGGCAAAUGGGAGCUUGUCCCUGCUGCCAGUCCCCAGCUGGCAGGUUGCCUGCAGCCUUGUUGGAUUUGUGCAUCCAAAGGAGCUGACGUCAGCUCCCGGCUGAGCACGAGGCUUUUCCUUUGCAGGGAACAGGCUCUGCUUUGUCCUCGCUCAGCUAGCGAAGCGACCAGCACAUUUCCCUGCUCCAAUGUUGUAACAAGCUUGUAAACCGUGUAACUGUCUUAAUGAGACCCAAUCUGGGCCAUUCCUCCUCUCCCAAUAGCUCAGAGCUGGUUCUUCUGGGGGCACUGUCUGGAGCUGCCUGGCAGCAGGGGUAAGAGCUCCCUCCUCCAGUACUGGAGUAGUAGUUGUCCCCAUAUCCCCCUCCCUCCAUGAUGAUUCUGUCCCUCCUGCUUUCACUGAGCUGUAGCCAUUAAAUUCCAACAGCUGCUGGUCUUGGUCUGCUUGGCCAUAUGCUGGUGGCAGGGAUGCUGAAAGUACCCCAGAUCUACCUGGGUGCAUUUUUCCCCCAGAAGGUGGUCAAGUACUGAACAGGCUUCCCACAACAGUGGCCACAGCCCCAAGGCUGCCAGAGCUCAAGGAGCAUUUUGGACAAUACUCUCAAGCAGAAGGUGGGAUUGUUGGGGUUGUCCUUUGAAGAGCCAGGAGUUGGACUCGAUUCUUGAGGAUCGCUUCCAUCUCAAAACUUUUUAUUCAUCCCCCAGCUGCUGAAGCACUGGAAUUGCUGCUGCCCCAUUCAUUCCUGCCGAAACCAGACCCUUUAUAGAGUCUGAAUUGCACUGGAGCAGUCCCAGUGUGCAUCCCAUUUUCCCUGUCUCCUAGGACACCUGCCUGCUUGGAGGCUGAAAAAGUAGUUCAUCCUCUGGAGUAGUAGAAUCUCACAGAGCUGGGGCAGCUUCUGUCCUGGGUAGGGCUAGGUGUGAGGAAGCAGCACAUUUCCCUCCAGCUGCCCUGUGCAGUCACCAUCAGGAUGCAUGGAUGUCAUGGUGUCAAAUGCUCCUUUGUCAGCCCCAUGUGGGGAUUAGAUUCCAUUAUUUACGUGUUUUUGGUGGCUUGAGCAAUCAAGUUAGAUCAGGUAAUGUUUAGUCAAAAACACUUCCAGUGAAUCUAGAAAACAGGUAUGGGUAUUGUUUUCCUUUAGAAAAAGGGGGGAUGAGGAGAAUUGCCCCUAGAGUACCUGGCACUGCCCAGCUGUGUGGCUUCCUGCUGAUUGCCCUUUGGAGCCUGCUAUUUUCAGGGGGACUUCCCAGAAGAAAGGCUGUGGCUGCAUUUAGACUCUUCAGGGGCAUCACAUUUGCUGAGUUCAAGGUUCAGAUUUUGCAAAGUGCUGAGUGCUCUGUGCACCUUGUGAUGUGGCAGCUCCCAGGUGCUGCUGCUGCCCCCUCUCACAGGACCCAGAGCCAUGGCCCGUCCCUGGUGGCAUUGCACUGGAGCUUCUGGUAGCAGAGAGCAGAAUGCUGUGAGGCUGGGAGCAGACUCUGCAGCACCAAGGCUUCUGUAACCUGCUCCAGACUUUGUUUAAACUGGGCAAAAAGGUCAAGUACCAUCCAAGGACCCAUGAAUAACAUGUUGACAACCUCUCUGUCUGUUAAUGGCAGAGCAAGGUCUGUUAAUAUUCAAUGGAUGUUCAUUCAGUGUAUUUAAAUACAUUUUAGUGUCUGUAGAGCAUGCUUGGCAGUUUCUAAUCACUGUUUGCUUUGGAUUAAAGCGCCUGAUACUGAAGCACUUAAAAGGGCAAUUGGUCCCUGUCUGCAUUAGGGAUAGCAGUGAAAACAGAAGCACCCCUUCUCCUGGGGCACUGCUGCUUCUCCCCAAGCCCUGAGGAGCUUCACUUGCACCCAGAGAAGGUGUUUCCUCACAGCUUCAUCUGGUCUUGAUCAGAAACAUCUGUCAGGAGAUGUGCAGUUGCUUUGUGGCUGAGACCCCAGCUCAUGGUGAGUGGGUGGCUGCAAGUAGGGCAGAGCCCCCAGUGCAGCAUGAGGCUGGUGGCUUCGGCCUGUCCCAAAGCCCUGUCUCUGGGGGCAGCUGGUGGCCGGGCAGCUCCUCUUUCAGCCCACAGAAGGCAACUUGCUCAGAGAAGUCAAAGCUUUCUGUGCUUCAACAGUUUUCUCUCUCUUAUGGUUGGUUUAGAUUAGAUAUUGAGGAAGAAAUUCUUCCAUGAGGAUGAUGAGGCCCUGGCACAGAGAAGUCUAGAAAAGCUGUUUCUUCUCCAUCCCUGGAAAUGGCCAAGAGUCCCAUCAGCAGCAUCCUGGUGAACAAGUAUGGCAGCCGGCCCAUCAUAUUAGUAGGCGGCUGCCUUUCCGGCUGUGGGCUGAUCGCAGCCUCCUUCUGCAACACGGUGGAGGAGCUCUACUUCUGUAUUGGGGUCAUAGGGGGUCUUGGACUUGCCUUCAACCUGAACCCUGCCUUAACCAUGAUUGGCAAGUACUUCUUUAAGAGGCGUCCACUGGCCAAUGGGCUGGCAAUGGCAGGCAGCCCUGUCUUCCUCUCUACCUUGGCACCCCUCAACCAGUUCUUCUUUGGCAUAUUUGGCUGGCGUGGCAGCUUCCUCAUCCUGGGUGGCCUCCUGCUGAACUGCUGUGUGGCUGGAUCCCUGAUGCGGCCCAUAGGUCCCAAGCCAGUUCAGAAGAAAGAGACCAAUAAGGAAGCACAGCAGGAGGCUGGGAAAGCGGGGAAAAAGGAUGAUGGUGACACCAGCACGGACCUCAUUGAUGGAAAGGCCAAGAAAGAGAAAAGCUCAGUCUUCCAGACAAUCAACAAAUUCUUGGACCUGACUCUAUUCAAACACAGGGGCUUCCUGCUCUAUCUGUCAGGCAAUGUAAUAAUGUUCUUCGGGUUGUUUGCUCCCUUGGUCUUCCUCAGCAAUUAUGCAAAGAGCAAGAAGAUUCCUAGUGACUCGGCAGCCUUCCUGCUCUCCAUACUGGCCUUUGUGGACAUGUUUGCCAGACCUUCCAUGGGACUGGUGGCAAACACCAAGUGGGUCAGACCCCGCAUCCAAUAUUUCUUUGCCAUUGCUAUUAUUUACAAUGGUGUUUGCCACAUCUUGCUCCCCAUGUCCCCCACCUAUACUGGCUUCUGCAUUUAUGCUGGCUUCUUUGGCUAUGCCUUUGGCUGGCUGAGCUCGGUUCUCUUUGAGACCCUGAUGGACCUGGUGGGAGCUCAGCGGUUCUCUAGUGCUGUUGGCCUGGUGACCAUCGUGGAGUGCUGCCCUGUUCUUCUGGGACCCCCUUUGCUAGGGAAACUAAAUGACAUGUAUGGUGACUACAAGUACACAUACUGGGCCUGUGGGGUUGUCCUGAUCAUCGCUGGGAUCUACCUCUUCAUUGGGAUGGGCAUCAACUAUCGCCUGGUGGCCAAGGAGGAGAAAGCGAAGAAGGAAAGGAAGGAGGACGAGACCAACAUUGAUGAGGCUGGGAAGAAGAAAGAGGAAAAAAAUGAUGUAGCACCCUCACCUCAGAAGAAUGUGGAGGGUGGUGUCAAAGAGGAGGAGAGCCGCAUGUGAGGGACCAGUCUUAAUCCCAGAGUGUCGGGGAAGUGCUGCUGCCCUGAUGUGGCAGCCAGGGCAGAGCUCCGCUGGCGCUGGGGGGCUGUAAGAAGUGUUUAAACCGGGUGUUCAUUUUUAAACAGGCUCUGAAUUGUCUUUCCAUCUGUGUUAAAGGUAACAGGACUACACAUGCAGUAUCCUCGUGUGUCCAGGGGCAGGGGGCUUUUAUAGUCUGGCUUUUUAACAGUAACAUGAAUGUACUAAUAUGUGCCUUACAGUCUCCGUAUCUAGCUGAAUCUGAACGAGCCUUAACUCUAAACUGUGCUUUAGCUCUGUAUUCUGCUUGGGUUGGGGGGCGGGGGGUAUGUGUGUGUUUUGGGGAGUUUUUUUGUUAAAAAGCCAUAAAAAAGCAGGAUACUGGAUUUGUUGAAGCACAAUGGGCUUCAGGGCCGGCCCUGGAUGAAUACUGCUUCAUACGCUUCUUACUGCAGGUCCUCUGCAGGGGAGAUGCAGGCAUGGGGCAAGGUGCUCCUUAACCCUCAUGCCCAGUGCCUCCCGGCUCUUUAGGUGGUCUUUAGGUAUGUUUUGAAAACACUUUAGCUACUGUAGUUCUUUAAAAUCCCUGUUUUUGUAGCUGUUCUCUCAUGGGAUAUUCAGGUUGAAGAAAGAUGGCUGGGGUUCUUGUUGGGCAGUGUCACCCACUCCAGGGCUGUGGCAGCCCUGCUUGCCCAAGCCUUCCUUGGGGACUGUUGGAGUCCCCCCUGCCUCCCCACUCUGCCUCAAUAGUGCCUCUUCUCAGCCCAGUGCUAGGUGAUGUGAAAUGGGCUCAGGUUGUGCUGCUGGCAUUCACACUGCUGUUGGCUGUGCUGGCCCAUCCUGCCCAUGGGGUGGGCUUCCACCAGAGCAUCCCACCCAGCCAGGUGUUUUGGGUGCCUGACCUUGGGCAGAGUGGUGAGGUGAGUGGAGAUGGUACAUCCCUGAGACUUUUUCUGCUUUUGCUCUUUUAUCUGUUAGAGAAACCUCUUUUACUUGCUUCUGUUCAACUGAGAUCUUAAGGCGAUGGAUGCUGAACCUCUCACAUCUAGGACACGUAAGGGGGAGGAAAGAAUUUGUACGUAUUUAUUUUUUAUUUUUUAGUGUUGGAAAAUAUCUCAACGUACGUGGAGCAGGUUAAUGGCUCUCAAGUUCUAAUAAUGUUGAUCAGAAUUCAUGUUAAGAGGCUUGAGUUUUUUCAAAUAAACUUGUUUUUUUACAAUUUA
This is a messenger RNA of Zonotrichia leucophrys gambelii, 5145 nucleotides long. RefSeq names its product solute carrier family 16 member 1 (gene SLC16A1). Bases 2624 to 3904 code for a protein of 426 amino acids. The record is from RefSeq and is a predicted model, not a curated record. Gene Ontology annotation, cellular component: plasma membrane. Lineage: Eukaryota; Metazoa; Chordata; Aves; Passeriformes; Passerellidae. Gene Ontology annotation, biological process: monocarboxylic acid transport; transmembrane transport. The transcript is spliced from 4 exons. Gene Ontology annotation, molecular function: monocarboxylic acid transmembrane transporter activity.